Messenger RNA from Paramisgurnus dabryanus, 1263 nucleotides. RefSeq names its product CD151 antigen, like (gene cd151l). Gene Ontology annotation, biological process: cell migration. Gene Ontology annotation, cellular component: plasma membrane. Lineage: Eukaryota; Metazoa; Chordata; Actinopteri; Cypriniformes; Cobitidae. The record is from RefSeq and is a predicted model, not a curated record.
GCUCUCGAGUCUCUGCACUAAACUACACUCUCACUCGAGUCGAGCUCGUUGAAACUUUCUGUUCUCCUGAAGGCCUGUAUGUAGAAGUUUUUAAUAUUAUUUCAGUGUUAAUGUGUCUUUAGAUAACAAGCAGCCUCGAUUAAACGCGAAAGGAUUGUUAUGAACAGAUCCUGAUAACGUUAGUUUAGGAACUGUUUUGUCUGUUGAACAGAAGAGUUUUAGUCUUUGUCUGACAACAGCUGAUUCAAGAUGAGGCCAAAUGAAGAAAAGAAAGAAAAAUGUGGGACCAUCUGUCUGAAAUACCUGCUCUUCACUUUUAAUUUCCUGUUUUGGUUGGCUGGAGGUGCAGUUAUGGCUGUGGGCAUCUGGACAUUAAUUGAGAAGAGUGACUAUAUCAGCCUGCUCUCCUCAAAGAUCUACGCUGUCUCUGCAUACAUACUGAUCGUGGCUGGGGUCAUUGUCAUGAUCACUGGGGUUUUGGGCUGCUGUGCCACCUUCAAGGAGCAAAGACGACUUCUGAGAGUGUAUUUUGUUUUGCUGUUGUGUAUUUUCCUGCUGGAGAUCUUGGCUGGAGUUUUGGCCUACAUUUAUUACCAGCAGUUGAAUGAGGAGCUAAAGGUGAACCUCAGAGAGACCAUGGUUCAGAAAUACAAUCAACCGGAGCAGGAUCAUGUGACAAAGGCUGUGGACAAACUACAGCAGGAGUUUAAGUGUUGUGGGAGUAACAGCUCGUCUGAUUGGAAAGAAAGCGCUUGGAUCCACUCUUCUCUGAGUAGCGGUCGUUUUGUCCCUGAUAGCUGCUGUAAGAGCCCCACUGAGCUCUGCGGAAAGAGGGAUCACCCCUCAAACAUAUAUAAAGUAGAGGGCGGCUGCAUCACAAAGCUGGAGAACUUUAUUCUGAAUCACUUACAGAUCAUUGGUGCUGUGGGCGUGGGCGUCGCCUGUGUACAGAUUGUGGGCAUGUUUGUCACCUGCUCUUUGUAUAGGAGUCUGAAAGCAGAGCCAUACUGAACAGAUAAAGUGCACAUCAUCAUCAAAUCUACUGUAAAACAGAAGGGAGUUGAUCAACGAUGAUCUCAUUUCUCUUUUAUCAUGCAAACAUGUUUACACUAUAAAGAUAAUGCAUUGGUCAUACAUUUCAAGUACUACUGAGCUAGCACAAAAAUAUUUACAUCCUUUUUUCCUUAUUGUUUUAAAGAUUCAAGGGAUUUUACUAACUUAAGCAUGUUUGCUUUGUAUUUUAUAUAAAAAAACAACCAGGUA